Messenger RNA from Fusarium keratoplasticum, 1608 nucleotides. RefSeq names its product Xaa-Pro aminopeptidase. Bases 1 to 1608 code for a protein of 535 amino acids. Gene Ontology annotation, molecular function: manganese ion binding; metalloaminopeptidase activity. The record is from RefSeq and is a predicted model, not a curated record. The transcript has 5 exons. Lineage: Eukaryota; Fungi; Ascomycota; Sordariomycetes; Hypocreales; Nectriaceae.
AUGGCAGCUCUCACAACGCCGCCCAAGCUGGUCGGCGGGGAUGACCGGCGAGACGCACCGCUAGCACGUGAAAGAAACACCAUCCUCUUCGAACUUGUGCCCGAGGAUGAGUUUGACGCGCUAUGCGUCGAGGUCAAGAAGGGUAACGAGGGCCCGAACAGUCGGAGUAGCGGUAACAAGUAUCCCGCAAAACUCCAUGCUCGCAAGGUCGCCGCCGAGCUCGGUGCCACUGACGGCCUCAUCUAUCUUCCCGGUGAACCCACUCGGCUCUACGAGGACUCGGAUCAGUCGCCUCCUUUCAAACAACGCAGAUACUUCUAUUAUCUGAGCGGUGUCGACUUUCCCGACUGCUCCGUCACUUACGAGAUAGCACAUGAUCGCCUCACGCUCUGGAUCCCCUACGUUGAGCCGCGACAGGUGCUAUGGUACGGUGCCACUCCCGACGCCGCAGAGGCGAUGCGCCGCUUCGAUGUGGAUGAUGUCCGAUACACGGCUCAGCUAUCCAAGUUUCUCCAUGGCCACCUCCGACCGGCCACGACUCUCUACGUCCUCCACCCGGACCAGGCUCCUAAGCUGGCUGACCGUCCUCGUGGCCAGACGCAGAUUAACUGCUCCAAGCUGCGACCUGCCAUGGACCAAGCUCGAGUGAUCAAGACAGACUAUGAGGUUGCGCUUAUUCGCCGUGCUGCGCGCAUCUCGGCGGCUGCUCAUCGUGCUGUGGCCGAACGCAUCCUCAGUAUGCGGAACGAGCAGGAUGUCGAAGCUGUUCUCCUCUCAGCCUGCACCUCCCGUGGUGCUCAUGCCCAGGCAUACCCCAUCAUUGCCGGGGCCGGUCCCAACGCCUCUACUUUGCAUUACGAGGCCAACAACCAGUCUCUAGAAGGCAAGCAGGUCAUUGUUGUCGAUGCUGGUUGCGAGUGGCAAUGCUACGCCAGCGAUAUCACUCGGACACUUCCCCUCACCGGUAGCUUCACCAAAGAGGGCGCCGCUAUCCAUGCUAUCGUCCAGCGUAUGCAAGAUGAGUGUAUAGCGCGGAUCCGCCCUGGCUGCAUCUUCUAUGAGCUCCAUCUGCACGCCAGCGACGUGGCCAUUCAGGGGCUUCGCAAGUUGGGCAUCCUACGAGGCAACUUUGACGAGAUCCAAAAGGCUGGCACCGUCGCUGCUUUCUUCCCUCACGGCCUGGGCCAUCACGUUGGCUUGGAGGUUCACGACGUUACCGGCGCCGAACGUCUCUUGAUGAGAGACAACUUCCACAUUGAGGGUGGAAAGCGUGAGAUGGUUACGGCCACGGCCCUGGUCGCUCUGCAGCGAAUGGUAGCUGCGCCGCCACCUUAUAAGGGACGACAGGCUCUUCGACCCAACAUGAUUGUCACGGUUGAGCCUGGAAUUUACUUCUGCCGACCUUUCAUUGAGGGAUACUUCCUCAAUAACUCGGCACACGCCAAGUUUAUCGAUCGCAAUAUCCUCGAGGCCUACUAUCCCGUUGGAGGCGUUCGUAUUGAGGACGAUAUACUUGUCACAUCUGAUGGACAUGAGAACCUCUCUGCAGGUGCGCCCAAGGGCGAUGAACUGCUGGAUGUGAUAAACGGCAGCUUUGAGAAGAUUUGA